This is a messenger RNA of Eucalyptus grandis, 1138 nucleotides long. RefSeq names its product phenylacetaldehyde reductase-like. The transcript has 7 exons. The record is from RefSeq and is a predicted model, not a curated record. Lineage: Eukaryota; Viridiplantae; Streptophyta; Magnoliopsida; Myrtales; Myrtaceae. Gene Ontology annotation, molecular function: oxidoreductase activity, acting on the CH-OH group of donors, NAD or NADP as acceptor. The coding region runs from base 1 to 1032 and encodes 343 amino acids.
AUGGAUGAGUACCACAACAAAGAGAAGAAGAAGAAGAAGAAGAAGAAGAUUAGCACGAGAGAAGAGAAGCAGAAAGUGGUGUGUGUGACUGGAGGGGCAGGUUACAUAGCUUCUUGGGUGGUCAAGCUCUUGCUUCAGCGUGGCUACACUGUUAAAGCCACCAUGCGAGACCCAAAUGACCCAAAGAAGACAGGACACCUUCUGGCACUUGAAGGGGCUAAGGAGAGGCUGCAAUUAUUUAAAGCGGACUUGCUGGAAGAAGGGUCCUUUGACUCAGUAGUCAAUGGGUGCAUAGGCGUUUUUCAUACUGCAUCACCCGUCUUGCUCUCAGUUGCUGACCCCCAGGCUGAAUUAAUUGAUCCUGCCCUAAAAGGCACCCUUAAUGUUUUGCGGUCAUGUGCCAAAGUCUCUUCUAUCAAGAGAGUGGUGGUGACAUCUUCUAUUGCUACGGUCUCGUAUAUUGCAAAACCUCUGACGUCUGGUGAUCUAGUUGAUGAGACUUGGUUUUCAGAUCCAGAAUUUUGUGAGAAAUCUAAGCUUUGGUAUGUUCUCUCAAAAAUCUUGGCAGAGAAGGCAGCCUGGGAAUCGGCAAAGGAGAAUGAGAUUGACUUGGUCACGAUUAACCCAGGAAUUGUCAUUGGCCCUUUGCUGCAGCCCACUGUUAAUCUCAGUGUGGAGGUGAUACUGAACUUUGUUAAUGGAGCGCAAACAUUUCCAAAUGAAUGUUAUUGUUUUGCUGAUGUCAGAGAUGUAGCGAAUGCACAUGUUCUAGCUUUUGAAAAUCCCUCAGCUUGCGGAAGAUACUAUGUAGUAGGAGAAGUCGCACCUUGUCAUGACGCCUUGAAGAUUUUGCAGAAUAUGUACCCAACAUUGCACCUUCCUGAUAAAUGCGAAGAUGACAAACCUUUCACAUCGAAGUAUGAAUACUCAAGAGAAAAGGCAGAAGCUCUGGGUGUCAACUUCACUCCUUUAGAGAUCAGUCUAAGAGACACCAUUGAAUCUUUACGGGAGAAGGGGUUCAUCUCGGUCUAGGCACCUGCUUAAAAACAGCACGACACUAGCUGAUAAUUCGAGGUUCCUUGCUUUCUGUCCUCCGUCACAUCCCUCAUACUCAUAUGUGCAGAAUAACCUACCCACA